GUGUUUUGUGUGAGAGAGAGGGACAAGUUGUUGAUAUUUGUCCAGUCCAGUCUAAAAACCCUAGACCAUCAGUGUCAGUGAGAGUAUUAUCAGGCGCUACUAAAAUCAUGUUGCUCCAUCUCAGUUUCCCCGCGAAGCUUAUUUUUCUCUCGCGCACUCACUCAUGUGAAGCCUUAAUAGACUCUGGAGCUGAGCAAAGCUUUAUCUAGACAACAUCCUCAUUUUCUCCAAGAACUGCGCAGAACACAUUAAAGACGUGCAUCUGGUGCUGCAGCGGCUACUAGAGAAUCGACUGUUUGUAAAGGGAGAGAACUGUCAGUUUCACAUGCAGUCUGUCUCGUUUUUGGGCUUUACUGUGGGACAGGGGCAACUGAAGGCGGACCCUGCUAAGGUUAAGGCAGUGGUGGAAUGGCCGGAACCCAAGAAUCAGAAAGAGGCCUAGAAGUUCCUGGGGUUUGCCAACUUUUACCAACAGUUUAUCCACAACUUCAGUAAAGUGGUGUCACCUUUAACUCAUCUCACCUCUCCCAAACAGCAGUUCCUGUGGUCACUAGCAGCACAGCAGGCCUUUGACCUGCUGAAACGCCUGUUUUCCUCUGCACCUGUUCUAAUCCAGACAGACCUUAAUCAACCGUUCGUGGUGGAGGUGGAUGCCUCGGACUCUGGUGUGGGGGCAGUCCUCUCGCAGCGAUUGGAAGGUACAUUGCAUCCGUGUGCCUUCUUCUCAUGUCGUCUGUAUCAGGCCGAGUGGAACUAUGACGUGGGGGAUCAAGAGCUGCUUGCUAUCAAACUUAACCUUAGAGGAGUGGCGUCACUGGUUGGAGGGGAGCGAGCACCCAGUUCUUGUUUGGACGGAUCACAAGAACCUUGCCUACCUUCAAGCGGCUAAACGCCUCAAUGCCAGACAAGCCAGGUGGGCCUUGUUUUUCACCCGUUUCAACCUUGUGAUUACUUACAGGCCAGGCUCACGCAACACUGAACCCAACGCCCUCUCACGUCAAUUCUCACUGGUGGAGGAUGCAGAAGAAAAGGACAAACCCAUCCUUCCUGCUUCCUGUAUCAUCGGGGCAGUCACCUGGGAGGUCGAGAGGCUGAUCAUAAAUGCCCUGCAGCAGGAUCCAGACCCUGGGUCAGGCCUGGCGGGCCGGCAGUACGUCCCUGUGGUUGUUCGGGGCAAGGUGAUCCACUGGGCACAUAUGGCAAAGUUCUCCUGCCAUCGGGGUCAGAAUCGCACCGUUAGAUUCCUCCAGCGUCUAUUUUGGUGGCCUUCCCUUGCCAAGGACGUCCGGGAAUAUGUGACGGCCUUUUGUGCCCAAAACAAGGUGCCAAGCUCCCCACCGUCGGGCCACCUGUGACCACUCCCUGUCCCCAAACGCCCAUGGUCGCACAUUGCCGUGGAUUUCGUCACUAGACUGCUGCCGUCAGCAGUCUAACAGUCAACCUGAAAGGGCUAACCAGGAGCUGGAAGCCAUGUUGCGGUCCGUUGCCUCCUCCAACCAGUCCUCCUGGUGUGAGCAGUUGGCCUGGGUGGAGUAUGCCCACAACACUAGCACCUCGUCGGCCACAGGGUUGUCUCCCUUCGAGGCAUCCAUGGGAUACCAAGCCCCACUCCUUUCCAUCACAGAGGGUGAGUUGGCAGUCCCAUCUGUGCAACAUCACAUGCGUCAUUGCUAGGGAUGGGUAUUGAUAAGAUUUUAACGAUUCCGAUUCCAUUUUCGA
This is a messenger RNA of Oreochromis niloticus (Nile tilapia), 1719 nucleotides long. RefSeq lists its product as uncharacterized. The record is from RefSeq and is a predicted model, not a curated record. The coding region runs from base 651 to 1355 and encodes 234 amino acids. The transcript is spliced from 2 exons. Lineage: Eukaryota; Metazoa; Chordata; Actinopteri; Cichliformes; Cichlidae.